CCAAUUUCUUCUCUCCUCUCAUUCUUUCUCUCCUCUUCUUCCUGCCUUUCUAUCAAGCGACCGAUAAUGUUACUCCAAAUUGGUUGAUCCUAAAAGAAAUCGGAAGAUGUUGGAGGAUCAAGUGGCGUCUUUGUUACAGAGGUUACUAGGAAAUUAUGUGAGAGGAUUCAACAAAGAAGCUCUCAAGAUCAGCGUUUGGAAAGGCGAUGUAGAGCUAACGAAUAUGCAACUGAAGCCCGAGGCACUCAAUGCGUUGAAGUUGCCUGUGAAGGUUAAGGCUGGAUUUCUUGGAUCAGUCAAACUCAAGGUUCCAUGGAGCAGGCUAGGCCAAGAUCCGGUUUUAGUUUACUUGGAUCGCAUAUUUUUAUUGGCUGAACCUGCAACUCAAGUUGACGGGCUUACUGAGGAUGUGGUUCAAGAAGCAAAGAAAAGCCGAGUUCGGGAAAUGGAAAUGAAGCUUUUGGAGAAGGCGCAACAGUUGACAUCAGAAAUGAAUACAUCAUGGCUUGGAUCUCUGAUCAACACGAUAAUUGGGAACCUGAAGCUUUCAAUUUCAAAUAUCCAUAUCAGAUAUGAGGAUCUUGAGAGCAAUCCCGAGCACCCAUUUGCAGCUGGGGUAACCUUGGGCAAACUCUCUGCUGUGACAGUUGAUGAUAAUGGGAUGGAAACCUUUGUUUCUGGGGGUGCACUAGACCGUAUUCAGAAGUCUGUUGAACUUGAUCAACUUGCAAUUUAUCUGGAUUCUGAUAUAUCACCAUGGAAUAUUGACAAGUCAUGGGAGGACUUGCUACCUUCAGAGUGGCUUCAGGUUUUUAGGUUUGGUACAAAGGAUGGAAAACCAGCAGAUCAUAUGAUGGUAAAGCACUCAUACAUUCUGCAGCCAGUGACGGGGGAUGCAACUUACUCAAAGCUGCGGCGAAAAGAAUCUGCUAAUAGUGACCAACCUUUACAGAAGGCUGUGGUGAACUUGAAUGAUGUGACAUUGAGUUUGUCAAAGGACGGUUACAGAGAUAUUUUAAAAUUAGCUGAUAAUUUUGCAGCCUUUAACCAACGCUUAAAAUUUGCUCAUUAUCGUCCGCUUUUGCCAGUGAAAUCUAAUCCAAGGUCCUGGUGGAGAUAUGCUUACAAAGCUGUUUCUGACCAGACGAAGAAAGCAAGUGGGAAAUUAUCCUGGGAGCAAGUACUGAGAUAUGCAGGCUUACGCAAGAGAUACAUCUCUCUAUAUGCUUCUCUGCUUAAAUCUGAUCCCAGUCAUGAAAUUGUUGAUGACAACGAAGAAAUUGAGGAACUUGAUCGCGAACUUGAUAUUGAACUCAUUUUGCAGUGGAGGAUGUUGGCUCACAAAUAUGUGAAGCAGUCGAUGGAGUCAGAUCGUUACUCAAGGAAACAGAAACCUAAGACAUCAUGGUGGUCAUUUGGAUGGAACAAUAAAUCUGACAAAGAUGAGAGUGAACAAUUUCAUUUCAGCGAGGAGGACUGGGAACAAUUAAACAAAUUGAUAGGUUACAGGGAAGGCGAAAAUGAGCAGUCUGUGAUAAUUAAUGAGAAGGCAGAUACUCUUAAUAUGUCUUUAGAAGUGCACAUGAAACAUAAUGCUUCAAAGCUUGUUGAUGGGGCCCGGGAAUAUAUUGCUGAAUUAUCAUGUGAGGAUCUUGAUUGCUCCAUAAAGCUUUAUCCAGAGACAAAAGUUUUUGACUUGAAAUUGGGGUCAUAUCAAUUAUCAUCGCCGAAUGGUCUCCUUGCUGAGAGUGCAACUGCUUCUGGUUCUCUAAUUGGUGUCUUCUACUACAAGCCUUUUGAUGCCAAGGUGGAUUGGAGCAUGGCUGUGAAAGCUGCUCCAUGCUACAUGACUUAUCUGAAGGAUUCCAUUGAUGGGAUUAUCAAUUUUUUUGAAAGUAGUAAUGCUGUCAGUCAGACUAUUGCAUUAGAAACAGCAGCUGCUGUGCAGAUGACAUUUGAUGGGGUUAAGCGCAGUGCUCAACAGCAAGUGAACAGGGCGUUGAAGGAUCAUGCGAGGUUUCUGUUGGACCUGGAUAUUGCUGCUCCAAAGAUUACAAUUCCUACUGAGUUUUACCCCGACAACAUCCAUUCAACAAAACUUUUGCUAGACUUGGGAAAUUUGGUCAUUCGCUCAGAGGAUGACUAUGAAAGGAGAUUAUCCGAGGACCAGAAUAUGUAUUUGCAAUUUGAUUUGGUUUUAAGUGAUGUUUGUGCUUUUUUGGUUGAUGGUGACUACCGCUGGAGCCAAACAGCAUCACAAGGUUCUGCUAGUUCUGUCCGCUCAGAAGGUGUUAGUUUCUUGCCUGUUAUUGAUAGGUGCGGGGUAAUCUUAACAUUCCAACAGAUUCGAUUAGAGAACCCAUCAUAUCCUUCUACAAGACUUUCUGUACGGGUGCCAUCAUUAGGGUUCCACUUUUCUCCUGCUCGGUAUCAUCGAUUGAUGCGAGUGGCAAAGAUCUUUCAGGAGGAAGGUAGUGAGAAUUCUGAUCUUCUUCGUCCUUGGCAUCAAUCAGACUUUGAGGGGUGGUUGUCUCUUCUUAUUCGAAAGGGCAUGGGAAAUAGGGAAGCUGUAUGGCAGCGGCGAUAUAUUUGCUUAGUUGGUCCUUUUCUGUAUGUACUAGAAAACCUGGACUCAAAAUCUUACAAGCACUAUCUCAGCUUACGAGGAAAACAGGUAUAUCAUCUUCCAGCAGAGUUGCUUGGUGGUGUGGAGCAUGUCUUGACUAUUUGUGAUGCUGCACGCCCCCUGAGCAAGGUUGUGGAAGAUGCGAAUGCACUGAUAUUACUAUGUGAUUCUGAUGAUUCACAGAGAAAUUGGCAAAGUCGCUUGCAGGGGGCUAUAUAUUCUGCUUCAGGUUCUGCACCUAUCACUACUCUUUCUGAAACUUCAUCAGAUCCAGAGGACUCAGAAACUGAACGUAAUGACAGUGGUGAAGCAAGUAAUAUAUUGAAGAUGGAGCGUAUAUUUAUAACAGGUGCUCUUGAUGAGCUAAAGAUCUGCUUCAAUUACAAUCGUCAGCGUGACCUGAGUUUUGUUAAUGUGCUUCUUGCUGAAGAGAAUCACUUGUUUGAAUUUCGAGCAAUAGGUGGCCAGGUUGAACUUUCAAUUAGAGAGAAUGAUAUGUUCAUUGGUACCGUUCUUAAAUCUUUAGAGAUUGAAGAUUUAGUUUGCUGUAAUGGUGUUUCUCAGCCUUGUUUCCUUGCAAGAUCAUUUGUUCAAAGUUCAGAUGUGCACUUAUCCUUUGAUGAUACUGGGAACCAGACUUUUGACCACAAUAAUUCAACUCCAAGUGAAGGAGAAGACAAGUUCUAUGAGGCACCAGAAAAUUUGGUCAACUCUGAUUUUCCAAGUCCCCAAAAUUCGCUUUCAUCUGAAUACUCAUCAUUCAAGCCUCCUAGUUUUAGUCGUGUUGCUGGCUUACUCCCUGGUGAUGUUGUUCAAGCUAGGAUGGACGAUAUCGAAAUAAUGAAUACCAUGGAUAGUUUUGUGAAAGCUCAAAUAGUCAUCUAUGAUCAGAACUCUUCUUUAUACAAAAACAUCGACACGCAGGUCACAGUGAGCCUGGCUACAUUGUCAUUUUUCUGCCGUAGACCCACAAUUCUUGCAAUCAUGGAAUUUGUCAAUGCCAUUAAUGUUGAGGAUGAAAAAUGUGAAACUUUUAGUGACAAUUCACCAUCAGCAAUGGUAAAACAUGACAGUUCUGGAGAUGACAUUGUCGAUGAUCAAGAUUUAACAACAAUUGAGGAGCCUGCUGUUAAGGGUUUGCUAGGGAAGGGAAAAUCCCGGAUCAUUUUCAAUUUGAUAUUAAAAAUGGACCGUGCUCAGAUUUUUUUAAUGCAUGAAAAUGAAACUAAGUUUGCUACUCUGUCACAAGAUAAUCUGCUUACUGAUAUCAAGGUUUUCCCAAGCUCUUUCAGUAUAAAGGCAGCCCUGGGAAAUCUAAGAAUUAGUGAUGAUAGUCUUCCCGGUGGUCAUGCAUAUUUCUGGAUCUGUGAUAUGAGAAAUUACGGGGGCAGUUCAUUUGUUGAGUUAGUUUUUACAUCAUUCAGUGCUGAUGAUGAAGACUAUGAAGGUUAUGAAUAUAGCCUUUUUGGGCAGCUUUCAGAAGUGCGCAUUGUUUAUUUGAAUCGCUUUAUUCAGGAGGUUGUGAGUUACUUUAUGGGUCUCAUUCCCAACAAUUCAAAAAAUUUUGUCAAAUUAAAAGAUCAAGUAACAAAUUCUGAGAAGUGGUUCACAACCAGUGAGAUUGAAGGAUCACCAGCUCUGAAGUUGGAUCUUUCACUCAGGAAACCUAUAAUAUUGAUGCCUCGAAGAACAGAUAGUCCUGAUUACUUGAAACUUGAUGUGGUUCACAUAACCAUUCAGAACACUUUUCAAUGGCUUGGUGGCAGCAAAGGGGAGUUGCAUGCUGUUCAUUUAGAAAUAUUAACAAUUAAGGUGGAGGACAUCAAUUUAAAUGUUGGCAGUGGAACAGAAUUAGGUGAAAGCAUAAUCCAAGAUGUAAAUGGGGUUUCUAUUCUCAUUCGUAGGUCACUUCGAGACCUGUUGCAUCAAAUACCAAUUACAGAAGCUGCAAUCAAGAUGGAGGAGUUAAAAGCAGCUCUGACAAGCAGGGAUUACCAGAUUAUCACUGAAUGUGCAACGUCAAAUAUUUCCGAGACUCCACACACUGUGCCCCCACUGAACCAUGACUCUGUAGCAUCUUCUGCUGAUGUUGUAAAACCUAUUGCUCUUCAGGAUCCAAGUGGUGUUGAAGCUGAGACACGGAAUGGGGAAGCCUGGAUUUCUUUGAAAGUUUCUGUUGCGAUCAAUCUAGUUGAAUUGUGCUUAUAUGCUGGGGUUGCCAGAGAUGCAUCGCUGGCCACCAUAAAGGUUAGUGGUGCUUGGCUCCUCUACAAGUCUAAUAACGCAGGGGAAGGUUUUCUCUCAGCAACACUUAAGGGCUUCACUGUGAUUGAUGAUCGUGAGGGAACCGAAGAAGAGUUCAGGCUGGCGGUAGGAAUGCCUGAGAAGAUUGGUUAUAGUCUCCUUCACUUGUCAUCUGAUGAUGAAAACCAGCAUAUAUCUGAUUUAAAUGUGACGAAACAAGAUGAGAUCAAACCAGUCCCUACAAUGCUUAUAUUUGAUGCAAAAUUUGGUCAACACUCAACAUUUAUUUCUCUCUGUGUCCAACGCCCACAACUGCUCGUUGCACUUGAUUUUCUUCUGGCUGUUGCUGAGUUUUUUGUUCCAACAGUAGGUGAUAUGCUGUCAAAUGAGGAAAGUAGAACCCCCAUGCAUGAGGAUGAUGCAAUUGUUCUGGAUCAGCCAAUUUAUCAGCAAUCCUCUGCUGAAAUCUCUCUCUCUCCAUUGAGACCUUUAAUUGUUGAUGAUGAAAGAUUUGAUCAUUUCACUUAUGAUGGUAAAGGUGGAAUAUUGCAUUUAAAAGAUAGACAGGGAGUUAAUCUCUCUGCACCCAGCAAGGAGGCUAUUAUAUAUGUUGGAAGUGGGAAAAAGUUGCAGUUUAAAAAUGUUGUGAUCAAGAAUGGGAAAUAUUUGGAUUCUUGUAUUUUUUUGGGAAGUGAUAGUGGCUAUUCUGUCUCAAGGAAUGAUCAGGUCCAAUUGGAGGGACAGGAUGAUGCUCCUCUCACUGAAUCUUCAAGAAGUAUUAAUGAUCAACCAUCUGAAGACACUCUGGUUGACAGAUCCACUGAGUUUAUUGUUGAGUUACAGGCCAUUAGCCCGGAGCUUACCUUUUAUAAUACAUCAAAAGAUGCAGGGGUGCCAUCAAAUCUCUCCAACAAACUUUUGCAUGCACAAUUAGAUGCAUUUGCCAGGCUUGUUUUGAAGGGCAAUACGAUUGAAAUGACGGCAAAUGUACUUGGUUUGAUGAUGGAGAGUAAUGGAAUUACAAUCCUGGAACCUUUUGACACCUCAGUUAAAUAUUCAAAUGCUUCUGGGAAGACCAAUAUACAUCUAUCUGUUUCAGAUAUAUUCAUGAACUUUACAUUCAGCAUCUUGAGACUGUUUUUAGCUGUUGAAGAGGACAUUUUAUCAUUUCUGAGGAUGACGUCAAAGAAAACAAUACCCUGUUCUCAGUUCGACAAAGUUGGAACAAUUACAAAUCCAUAUACUGAUCAGAUAUAUGCCUUCUGGAGACCUUGCGCACCACCUGGUUAUGCAAUUCUUGGUGACUAUUUGACACCAUUGGACAAGCCGCCUACAAAAGGAGUUGUCGCUGUGAAUACUAACUUUGCAAGAGUCAAAAGACCCAUAUCUUUCAAACUAAUCUGGCCACCUUUAGCUUCUGAAGAAAUUUCUGGUCAAGAUGUUGCCAAUUCUAGCUUCUUACUAGAUAGUUUCCUUACCAAGGAAGGCAACUACUGUUCUAUUUGGUUUCCUGAAGCACCCAAAGGUUAUGUUGCGUUGGGUUGUGUAGUGUCCCCUGGAAGAACACAACCCCCUCUAUCUGCUGCUUUCUGCAUCUUGGCUUCUCUAGUUUCUUCUUGUUCCCUCAGGGAUUGUAUUACCAUCAAUUCUGUCAAUUCAUACCAGUCAAAUUUAGCCUUUUGGCGUGUGGACAAUUCUGUUGGUACUUUCUUGCCAGCAGAUCCUGUGACUCUCAGUUUAAUAGGUAGAGCAUAUGAAUUGCGUGAUGUAAAAUUUGGGUUUCUAGAAUCUUCUUCAGCAUCCAGUGGCUCAGAUGUACAAGCUUCUCCUUCCGGCAAUGUUGACAUACAACCUGAAAAUUCGACAACUGUAAACUCUGGCCGGUGUUUUGAAGUUGUUGCCAGUUUUCAGUUGAUAUGGUGGAACCAGGGUUCGAGCUCAAGGAAUAAACUAUCUAUAUGGCGUCCGGUAGUCCCCCAUGGCAUGGUAUAUUUUGGUGAUAUUGCUGUUACAGGGUAUGAGCCUCCAAAUACCUGCGUUGUCCUUCAUGAUACUGAGGAUGGAGUGCUUUUCAAAGCUCCUCUGAGUUUCCAGCCUGUUGGUCAGAUUAAGAAACAGAGGGGAAUGGACAGUAUUUCUUUCUGGAUGCCUCAAGCUCCCCCGGGCUUUGUUUCCUUAGGUUCUAUUGCAUGUAAAGGCCCACCAAAGCAAUUUGAUUUCAGUAAAUUAAGAUGCAUGCGGAGCGAUAUGGUUACUCAGGAUCGGUUCUUGGAGGAAAGCCUAUGGGAUACUUCUGAUGCCAGGUAUACGAAAGAAUCAUUUAGCAUAUGGUCAGUUGGUAACGAAUUGGGUACCUUUCUUGUCCGCAGUGGUUUGAAAAAACCACCAAGAAGGUUUGCUCUGAAGUUGGCAGAUCCCAAUUUACCAAGUGGUUCAGAUGAUACUGUCAUAGAUGCUGAAGUUAGAACGUUUUCUGCAGCCAUUUUUGACGACUAUGGUGGUUUGACGGUUCCAUUGUUCAAUGCACAUUUAACUGGAAUAGGUUUCAGCUUGCAUGGAAGAGCUGGCUACUUGAAUUCUACUGCCAGUUUCUCUCUGGUUGCCAGAUCAUAUAAUGAUAAGUAUGAAUCGUGGGAGCCCCUUGUUGAGUCAGUAGAUGGAUAUCUUAGGUACCAAUAUGAUCUUAAUGCCCCAGGGGCAGCAUCUCAGCUACGCUUGACAUCAUCCAGGGAUCUAAACAUAAACGUUUCAGUAUCUAAUGCUAAUAUGAUUAUCCAAGCUUAUGCGAGCUGGAGCAACCUUGGCCAUGCCCAUGAAUAUCAUAAAAAAAGAGAAGCAGUUUCUCCAACACAUGGUCUGAGAUCUGUCAUUGAUGUCCAUCAAAGGAGAAACUAUUAUAUAAUUCCACAAAAUAAACUUGGUCAAGACAUUUUUAUUCGAGCAGCUGAAAAUGCGGGCUUCUCGAAUGUGUUAAGAAUGCCAUCUGGGGACAUGACGCCUGUGAAAGUUCCUGUUUCAAAAAAUAUGAUGGAAUCUCACUUGAAAGGAAAACUUAGCACAAAAGAUAGAACAAUGGUGACAGUUGCUAUAGUGGAUGCAGAGUUGCCAAGAGUUAGGGGGUUGACUUCUAAUCUAUACGUUGUAGCACUCCGUCUUACACCAAACCAAAACCUUGGUAGUGAAUCAUUGCCUCAUCAACAAAGUGCACGUACAAGUGGAAGCAUUUCAAACUUCUUGUCUGAUGAGCUGCAAUUGGUCAACUGGAGUGAAAUAUUUUUCUUUAAAAUUGAUUCCCCGGACAAGUACUUGCUGGAGCUAAUUGUGACUGAUUUGGGAAAAGGUGAUACUGUUGGAUUCUUUUCAGCUCCCUUGAAUCAGAUAGCAGGAAACAUCAAAGAAAGCUCUUAUCAGUUUGACUAUCUGAAUUACUUAACCUGGAUUGAUUUAUCUUCAUCCAAUUCUAUGACUAUGACUCAAGGAGAUGAACAUAGGAAGUCAUCUGGGAGAAUAAGAUGUGCUGUACUCUUGUCGCCCAGGUCUGAAGCCAUGGACAAAGAUGAAGUUUUUAUUGGCAAAAGAAAAUCUGGAUUUAUUCAGAUUAGUCCUAGCAUGGAAGGGCCUUGGACUACUGUGAGGCUACACUAUGCUGCACCUGCUGCUUGUUGGCGGUUAGGAAAUGACGUAAUUGCCAGUGAAGUAAGUGUAAGGGAUGGCAAUAUAUAUGUGAACAUGAGGUCUCUUGUUUCGGUGCGUAACAACACAGAUUUUAUACUUGAGUUAUGCCUUGUGCCCAAAACUUCAAAGGAAAACAUCAGGAACAUCAGGUCACUGAGUGUUGCAAGCAAACCUGAAGGUUUACAGAUUGAUGGUAGCACAGUGCAGACAGAUGAGAUUUUUGAAACCGAAAACUACAACCCAUCUCUUGGCUGGGUUGGCUACUCAAAUUAUUCAGAUGGUGGAGAUCACAAUCAAGAAAUCUCUAGAGUUGGAUUACCAUCAGGCUGGGAAUGGAUUGAGGAUUGGCAUUUGGAUACCUUGUCUGUCAAUGAUGCUGAUGGUUGGGUAUAUUCUCCAGAUGUUGAGAGCCUUAAGUGGCCUGAGUCAUCUAAUCCUUUAGAAUUUGCGAACCAUGCAAGGCAAAGGAGAUGGAUUAGGACCAGGAAACAAAUUUUGUAUGAUGUAAAGCAGGUAGUAUCUGUUGGAUCACUGAAGCCUGGAGAUUCCAUGCCUCUUCCUUUACCAGCCUUGACACAAUCUGGUGUGUAUAUAUUGCAAUUAAAGCCUUCAAAUGUUAGUACUCAUGAUGAAUAUUCAUGGAGUUAUAUGGUGGAUAAGCAUGGACAACCUGAGGGUUCUGGCGAGCCAAAAGAUUCUGGAAUAUGUAUAUCAUCUCUCACAGAGUCUGAAGAACUAUUGUACUGCAGCCAGAUAAGUGGUACCUCUUCAAAGGGUUCCCAUAAAUUGUGGUUUUGCGUAAGCAUACAAGCCACAGAGAUUGCAAAAGACAUUCGUUGUGAUCCUAUCGAGGAUUGGUGUCUUGUGGUCAAAUCUCCAUUAACUUUUAGCAAUUGCCUUCCCUUGGCAGCUGAAUACUCUGUACUCAAUAUGCAACCACGUGGUCAUUUUGUAGCAUGUGCUAGGGGAGUAUUUUCUCCUGGAGAAACAGUGAAGGUUCACACUGCUGACAUAAGAAAGCCUUUAUUUCUUUCACUACUUCCACAAAAAGGAUGGGUUCCGAUGCAUGAAGCUGUUCUUAUAUCUCAUCCUAGUGGACUUCCAUCAAAAACAAUAAGCUUAAGAAGUUCAAUUUCUGGAAGGAUUGUCCAACUUGUUCUUGAUCACAAUUAUGACAAGGAACAACCACUGCUAGCAAAGAUCAUUAGAGUCUAUGCUCCUUAUUGGUUUUCAAUCACCAGAUGUCCUCCACUUAGAUUUAGGCUUGUAGAUCUAGCAGAGGAAAAAAAUCCACGAAAAAUUGCUCUUCCAUUUAGGUCCAAAAGGAGAGAACAAGAAAUUCUCGGGGAAAUAACUGAAGAGGAAAUAUAUGAAGGUCAUACAAUUGCUUCGGCAUUGAACUUUAAUUUGCUGGGCCUAUCAGCGUCUAUCACUCGAUCUGACCAGGAGCAGCACUUUGGCCCUGUUAAAGAUCUUUCUCCCCUUGGUGAUAUGGAUGGCUCUCUGGAUUUCUAUGCUAACGAUGCUGAUGGAAACUGCAUGUGUCUUUUUGUUUCUACAAAACCAUGUCCUUACCAAUCUGUCCCUACUAAGGUAAUUUAUGUUCGGCCAUUCAUGACCUUUACAAAUAGAAUUGGUCAAGACAUGUUUAUUAAGCUAAACAGUGAAGAUGAACCAAAGGUUCUACGGGCAUCUGAUUCAAGAAUUGCCUUUGCAUACCGCAAAACCACUGAAACUGAUAAAAUCCAGGUUCGGCUGCAAGAUACAGAAUGGUCGUUUCCAGUUCAAAUUUCAAAAGAGGACACUAUCUUUCUGGUUUUGAGGGGUCAAAAUCAUAGUUGGAGAUUUUUUAGGACCGAAAUACGAGGAUAUGAAGAAGGAUCACGUUUUAUAGUUGUAUUCCGCCCCGGAUCAUCAGAUGGUCCCAUCAGAAUUGAGAACAGAACUGACAAGAUGAUAAGCAUUCGGCAAUCUGGGUUUGGAGACAAUGCCUGGAUUAAGUUGGAACCUCUUUCAACAAAGAAAUUUGCUUGGGAAGAUCCAUAUGGUCAAAAAAUUGUCGAUGCCAUGGUUGAUAGUGACAGUAGAAAUAGUAUUUGGAAACUUGAUAUGGAAGGGACUGGGAUAUCUUCUGCAGAAGAUGCUGAAUUAGGAUUGCAGUUUCAUGUUGUAGAAAUGGGAGAUGUCAAGGUUGGGAGGUUCACUAAUUAUCAAGGUUCAACUUCACGUGAAGAAAGCAUGUCUCUGACACCUGCUGGAAACUGGGGAACCUCACAUGUGCAGAGCGCGAUGCAAAAUGCUGCAGCGCCUAUAGAGCUUAUAGUCGAGCUGGGAGUGGUUGGGAUUUCUGUUGUGGAUCAUAGACCAAAAGAGCUCUCUUACAUGUACUUGGAGAGAGUAUUUGUAUCAUAUUCAACUGGCUACGAUGGUGGGUCUACAAGCAGGUUCAAGCUCAUACUAGGUAAUUUGCAGAUUGAUAAUCAACUCCCUCUAACAUUGAUGCCAGUGCUGUUGGCACCCGAGCAGACCACUGAUACCCAUCAUCCUGUAUUUAAGAUUACUUUUACAAUACGCAAUGAGAGCACUGAUGGCAUCCAGGUCUACCCACAUUUAUAUAUACGGGUUACUGAUAAGGUUUGGAGGCUUAAUAUUCAUGAACCAAUUAUCUGGGCAUUGGUGGAUUUCUAUAACAAUCUUCAGCUGGAUCGUGUACCCCAAAGUUCUAAUGUCACAGAAGUUGAUCCAGAGAUACAUAUAGGGUUAAUUGAUGUUUCAGAAGUAAGGCUGAAGGUUUCCCUGGAGACAGAACCAUCUCAGAGACCUCAUGGGGUUCUAGGUGUGUGGAGCCCAAUACUGUCUGCUGUUGGAAAUGCACUCAAAAUUCAGGUGCAUCUAAGGAGAGUGAUGCAUAGGGACAGGUUCAUGCGAAAGAGUUCCAUUGCUCCUGCCAUUCAAAAUCGUAUUUGGAGAGAUCUGAUACAUAAUCCUUUACAUCUGAUAUUUUCUGUAGAUGUACUUGGUAUGACAAGUUCCACACUGUCUUCUCUUAGUAAAGGGUUUGCCGAGCUUUCAACUGAUGGACAGUUUCUUCAAUUACGCUCGAAGCAGGUUGGGUCACGAAAAAUCACUGGGGUAGGUGAUGGAAUUAUUCAAGGAACAGAAGCUUUUGCACAAGGUGUUGCCUUUGGGGUAUCUGGAGUUCUGACAAAGCCUGUGGAGAGUGCCAGACAGAAUGGAUUCUUAGGACUGGCUCAUGGACUGGGGCGUGCCUUCAUAGGAUUUAUUGUGCAACCUGUUAGUGGGGCACUAGAUUUUUUCUCCUUGACUGUUGAUGGAAUAGGUGCUAGUUGCUCAAAAUGUUUAGGGGCUCUUAAUAACAAGACCACUACCCAGAGGUUCAGAAACCCACGGGCUAUUCGUGCUGAUGGUAUUCUGAGAGAGUAUUCUGAGAAAGAGGCUUCUGGUCAGAUGAUACUUUACCUUGCUGAAGCAAGUCGACAUUUUGGCUGUACUGAAAUAUUCAAGGAGCCCUCAAAAUUUGCAUGGUCUGAUUACUAUAAAGACCAUUUUUUCGUUCCUUAUCAAAAGAUUGUUCUAGUGACGAACAAACGAGUCAUGCUGCUGCGGUGCUUUGAUCUAGACAAGAUAGAUAAGAAACCUUCCAAAAUCAUGUGGGAUGUGGCAUGGGAAGAGCUUAUGGCCCUGGAGUUGGCAAAAGCAGGCUGUCACCAACCUUCUCACUUGCUCCUCCAUCUUAAGAGUUUUAAGAGAUCGGAAAAUUUUGUCCGGGUCAUAAAGUGCAAUGUUGGAGAAGAAUCAGAAGACACGGAAGCCCAAGCUACUAAGAUCUGUUCAGUUGUACGUAGAGUGUGGAAAGCAUACAAGUUUGACAUGAAAACCCUUGUUCUAAAGGUUCCUUCAAGCCAGAGACAUGUCUAUUUUGCUUGGAGUGAAGCUGAUGGUAGAGAACCACAUAAUCCAAAUAAAGCUAUUAUCAAAUCAAGAGAGCUAUCCUCAUCAAAUUAUGCAUCUAAUGAAGGGAGAUUUGUUAAACAUGCAAUCAACUUUUUGAAGAUUUGGAGCAGUGAACAAGAAUCUAAAGGCCGGUGCAAACUAUAUAGGAAGCAGGUUACAGAAGACGGUGGAAUAUGUAGCAUUUGGAGACCCAUUUGUCCAGACGGGUAUAUCUCCAUUGGGGACAUAGCUCAUGUUGGCGGCCAUCCUCCAAACGUGGCUGCUGUUUAUCGGAACACUGACAGACUGUUUGCACUUCCGCUGGGUUAUGACCUGGUGUGGAGGAAUUGUCAGGAUGACUACAAAGCUCCAGUAUCUGUUUGGCAUCCACGGGCUCCAGAAGGAUAUGUAUCUCCUGGAUGUGUUGCUGUUUCCAACUUUGAGGAGCCAGAACCUUGUUCGGUAUACUGUGUAGCGGAGUCACUAGUGGAGGAAACAGAAUUUGAAGAGCAGAAAGUUUGGUCUGCUCCAGAUUCAUACCCAUGGGCUUGUCAUAUUUAUCAGGUCAGGAGCGAUGCUCUUCACUUUGUUGCUCUUAGACAGACAAAGGAAGAAUCUGAUUGGAAGCCAAUGAGGGUGGCUGAUAACCUUCCGACUCGGUUACAAUUAUCAGAACCUCAGUGAACCACUUCUUCUGGCAGUAAAUACAAUUGCAAUAGAGACUGUUAGGACAUUUUUUAAGUUUUCCAAAAUAGUGACACUCUUGCUCCCAACAGGAAUUGCACGAAUUGCACGACGAGAGAGUGAAUUUACAUGAACAUCCAAGCGGCCACAUUUUUUCUUAUCUUUGGAUAUUGUUUUGGAUUGUGAUCCCUUAGGCUCGCAUGGUGUAGCCUUGUAUAUUCUGAAGGUCUAAAAUACGUGGUUUUGGCCAAAAAUAAAACACAAUUCUGUUAA
Populus nigra (black poplar) is the source of this 13456-nucleotide messenger RNA. RefSeq lists its product as uncharacterized. Bases 107 to 13183 code for a protein of 4358 amino acids. Gene Ontology annotation, cellular component: extrinsic component of membrane. NCBI's taxonomy places the organism in Eukaryota, Viridiplantae, Streptophyta, Magnoliopsida, Malpighiales, Salicaceae. The record is from RefSeq and is a predicted model, not a curated record. The transcript has 64 exons. Gene Ontology annotation, biological process: protein retention in Golgi apparatus; protein targeting to vacuole.